CACACUGGAGCCACAGGGCAUGACUUGCGCAAAAAUAGCAAUAAUAUUGCAGAGUAGCUAGACCGUUAAUCUGUCAUUUUCAAAAAAUAUUCUGGUGCUUUGGGGAUAUUCUUCAUUUCUUCUUCUGCUUUUGGCUUUAUUGGAACAACAAUGAUGGCUGACACAUCAAGGGAUAUGCUUCUUGAUGAGACGACUGUGAUUGACAGCGACAGCGGUUCGAUCACAAGGGAUUCCAUCAGUUGUCAAGAUACAACAAGGAAUGAGUCACUUCGCGAGGAACGACAACGCAAACAUAACGAUGACGACAACAGUCAUACAGCAACUGUAUUGGAAGAAACCAUCAACCGUUCUCAUCGAUUGAAUCACAACAAUAGAGUUCAUAUCUCAAUACCUGGAAGCCCUCUGUCUGAUUCCGACUCCUGUACUAGAGAGAGCCGCAGACAGCGAAAUCAAACAACAGACAAUGACGAAACUCGCUGUUCAGAUUUGGACUCUUCUUGCUCGACAACUCGCAUUCGAGAAAACCAGCCUGUUUUUGAUUACAGCGCAACAAAAGAACCCUCAUCACGGGAUUCAUGCGCCUCUUACAUGGGAAAUCCUGCUUCCCUCGAUGGAUCCAACCAAAAGUCUCGACGGUCGACCCAGCAACAGGUACGGCAAGCCUUUCUUGUUGACAAGCCAGUUCACGUGGAAUGGCAUCGACAGAGAGAGUAUGAUGAAUUUCAAGUAAAAUUUAAAGGCCUGGUCUCAAAUUUUGAACGUCGCAAUCCAAGAACAUCGCUAAGGGAGUACACGUCCAUGUCUUCCCAACAGCAGCGUGGAGAACAUGACAAAGUUGUGGCCCUUCUCGACCGUUUGGGCAUCGAUGCAGGUUCCAACAAGGAGAACAUUAAUGAAGCAAGGAGUCCGCGAUCUUCCGUACGGGACGCUGCCAGGGAGAGCAGUCCCAGCUCUUUCCAAAGCUCCAAAAUUUCUAGAUCGAGGUCAAUAGAUUCAAUUGAUACACCACCCAGAGCAGCUGAAAGACAACGAAAUCCGUUUUCAGAUUCACAACUUUCGCCAAUAGUUGCAAGUGGAAAUAAUGAUGAAUCCAUGGUUGGUGCUUGUUCAGACCCCUGUCAACUCCCAAAACAAGAAGGAUCGCCUAUGUCGUUUCAAGCCCGAGGCGACUCUUUUCAGGAUGUUUCAGUCGAAACGACGCGACAAGCUGCUAGUUCAUCUCCGAGAUCGAUGUACGGGUCGCCACCCUUGCAAGAGAGCCACCAGCACAACACACACAAACGCCUUGCAUCAACCAGUGGGAAACGAGGGAAAGACUCGUUUCGGAUGAGGUAUUCGUCUGAUUCGUGCGUUGGCUGUGCACCAAAUGCCAACGCGUCCCAGUCAUCAGAACAGUCAAUUUCAUUUGUGGCACCCGAAGAUGCCUAUACGCAUCCGUUUGCAGCAUCUCAGUCACCCAUUGCAGGGACACAGUACAAUCCGCCUGAUGCUCACAUGAGCCCAGAAGUUUCACCAAGUGCGUCGCCGGCAAUAAGCAAGAGGGGAGGUAGAAAGCACAACAGUCGUCAUCGGCGAGAUCUGCAUCAAAGUACCAACAUUGCUGAAUUUACUCGAUUCGACAUGAGAGCAAACCCCCGAUGGAAACAGGUCUCUGCUUCGGUUGGUUUGAGGGAAGGGGCGUCAGUUCACUACAAUCCACUGCAGCUGAAAACCAGCAAACGGUCGUUUGCUCAAGAACGGCGCAAAGAGCAAACUUUUUCUCUAAGCCAACAGCCGAAGGAGUUCCGGGAUCCCCUGAAGGCAUUCAUUGGUAGGGGCGGAGAAACAUUGCACCGGGUUUUCGACUGGAUUCGGAGAAGGGAUGACAAUUGCACAAAUAACGACAACAAAUGGAAUUCAGAUUGCAAAGGGGUGGUCUUCUCGUUGGAGCCUGUGCAAAUUGUGAGCAUCGUGAUGAAACUUCUCUUGGAAAAUGAAUCAAUCAGUCAUGAAAGGAUUGAUUUUGAUGUUUCGUUGGCUGGGCAAACACUAAUUGUAGUUCGAAGCAAGGAAGACAUACCCAUUUGGGAGCGGGCCUUCAGAGAGCACACCCCGUUCGCCGUCUCCAGUCAUGCAGACCUACCGUCCAGCGAGAAGAAGCAGACAGGAGCAGCCUCAAAAUGCGCCACGUUUGAUAUUGUCCUUACAACCUUUGACGCGCUGAAAAGCGCCGACAUCACGAUCAAACUAGACGACGACGACCACGCAGUUGUGAAGCAAGGUGCUGAAAGCCAAUCGGUAGGUGCUUGGAUGUCCAAGCGAACUUCAAAUGGCAACUCUCAACGUUUCCAGUCGCAAGGCGUUGGAAAUGCUGCCAAAUGCAAAAAGCUCAGUGCAUUGCAUGCUGUGUUCUGGCGAAGGAUAGUCUUUGUAGACGACCUGGCGGGGCGUAAGUGUUUUCUGGCGAAGGCGGGGACAGCAAGGGCUGAUGCAGCGAAGGCACUAGGUGGAGCUGCCAGAUUCGUUUUCUUCCCGAAAGAAAAAAACUCUCCGGACAGUUCCUCGUCAGGAUUUGAAACUCUUCUGAAGUGCGACCGCAGAGCUUUUGAGUCCGUUGCGGGGGUCCUCCGUGUCGAUUUCGACGAGGAUGAAGACGAGGAUGAUAAUCACGAUUUGAUGGACUGCAUGAUCGACGCGUUGAUGGAUGGCUGAGUAGGCAGCACUCCUACAUGUACGAGUAGCCAGUGUCGGUACCGGUAUCGCAGCUGGCUCACUCUUAUUUGUAAUCUAGAGCUACGGUAGAGCGAGCUGAAGCGAGUUCGAUCACCAACAAAAGCCUGGCCCCGGCUGGCUUCUACCUACUCUGAACUCCCGAACUCCCGUAAAACUUCUUGAGUCGUACGCUUACCGAUAGACAGCCAUCGUAGGUACGGUACCGUACCACGUGCGAGAACGGCAUCUACAUACAGUACAUGAACUGCAGCUGCCCGAGCCCUGGGCUUCCUGCAACUUUCUUUUCCCACAGCAUGAAGGAUUAUCAGAACUGAAGGCUACCGGUACCACCACGCCCUUGAAAUCUCAUUGCUCCGAUAACCGCCCGACCAAAGGAAAAGCCCUUCAGCUCAGUGUGUGUGUCCCAACAGCAACCGUACUAGUACACUCUACCGGUAGCUAGAGCACACCUUGCUAUAUCUAGCCAGUUAUGGUUCUAGAGCUACCAGGUAUCAUAGAUCUAGCACCUGGUACUGUACACUUCUACCUCAUCAAUAAGAUAACUAUAAUCUUAGUCCACCACUAGAGAUAUCUUUUAAAACCAUUUCAGCCACAGCAACACUGAGUUUUUAUCUUACAAGCAGU
Seminavis robusta is the source of this 3336-nucleotide messenger RNA. The record is from the annotation of a GenBank genome assembly. NCBI's taxonomy places the organism in Eukaryota, Bacillariophyta, Bacillariophyceae, Naviculales, Naviculaceae.